AUGUACUCUCCGGCGUAUUACGCGGCGUGUACAGUCGGCGGGAUGUUGAGCUGCGGUGUCACCCACACGGCGGUUACACCGCUCGAUGUCCUCAAAUGCAAUAUGCAGAUUGAUCCAUCAAAGUACAAGAACAUAACUUCUGCUUUCAAGACAACAAUCAAAGAACAAGGGAUCAAGGGUUUCACCAGAGGCUGGUCACCGACACUCAUCGGGUACAGUGCUCAGGGAGCGUUCAAAUACGGUCUGUAUGAGUACGCCAAGAAAUACUACUCAGACAUCGUUGGACCAGAAAACGCAGCCAAAUACAAAACCCUGAUCUACCUCGCAGGCUCUGCCUCUGCGGAGAUCGUCGCCGAUGUAGCUCUCUGUCCCAUGGAGGCAGUCAAAGUCAGGGUCCAGACUCAGCCUGGUUUCGCCCGCGGUUUAUCUGAUGGUUUACCAAAGAUCAUUAGAUCAGAAGGCGUUCGCGGUUUAUUCAAAGGGAUUGUUCCUCUCUGGGGACGCCAGAUUCCAUAUACGAUGAUGAAAUUUGCUACUUUUGAGAACACUGUGGAGCUCAUAUACAAGAAGGUGAUUCCUAAACCGAAGGAAGAGUGUUCGGAGCCGGUUCAGCUCGGUGUUAGCUUCGCCGGUGGAUACAUUGCUGGAAUUUUCUGCGCUGUUAUCUCUCAUCCUGCGGAUAACUUGGUGUCUUUCCUCAAUAACGCUAAAGGAGCCACCGUUAGUGAUGCAGUGAGUAGGCUAGGGUUAUGGGGUCUGCUUACACGUGGCCUUCCUCUCCGUAUUUUCAUGAUCGGAACACUCACUGGAGCACAAUGGGUUAUCUAUGAUGCUGUCAAGGUUUUAGCUGGACUGCCAACCACUGGUGGUGCUUCUCCUGCUCCAGCUGUAAGUGCAUAA
Messenger RNA from Thlaspi arvense, 900 nucleotides. The record is from the annotation of a GenBank genome assembly. NCBI's taxonomy places the organism in Eukaryota, Viridiplantae, Streptophyta, Magnoliopsida, Brassicales, Brassicaceae.